Molecule: messenger RNA, 1356 nt
Organism: Durotheca rogersii
Lineage: Eukaryota; Fungi; Ascomycota; Sordariomycetes; Xylariales; Xylariaceae
Product: Zn-dependent exopeptidase
Exons: 2
Coding region: 1-1356 (451 amino acids)
Biological process (GO): proteolysis
Molecular function (GO): metalloexopeptidase activity
Source: RefSeq, a predicted model, not a curated record
AUGAAGUCGUCUCUCGUCGCGCUUCUCCUACCCGCCGCUGCCACUGCUCGGUUCAUCGAAACCACCGAACUCAACCACAUCCUCCCACCCACAGAUGUGUUGCUGGCAGAACGCCCCGCGGCCCCCUCGGCGGAGCGGCCGCUUUCGAAAGAAUUGCUACAGCGUUUAGGCGAGACCACUCAACUAGACGAGAACGUCGAUCUAGAAGACCUGCUGCUUCAAUAUGAGGCGGAUCGUCGCGUGCGGGCUGAGUCUGGAGAUGAGGCCAAAUAUCUCAUCGAGCUGUCUCCUGGCGAGACGCUGCUAGUGACCGAGGAUGAAAAAUGGGAGCUUCGUCGUAGUGGGAAACAAUUUAUGGACAUCACCGACCACGGCGACCUCGGUACACACAGGAGUAUCGCUGCUAGGACGACCCCCGUCUUUCCUGGCAAGGUGCAGCUUCAAUCCGAAAUCCAUCCCCUGCUAAAGAACUUGUCGAAGGAUUUGAUGCGGGAGCACCUUGAGAAAUUCACGAGCUUCCAUACGCGAUAUUAUAAGUCUGAUUACGGCCGCCAGUCUUCCGAGUGGCUGCUUAAAACCGUCCAAGAGACUAUCGUUGAGGCUGGUGCUGAUAAGUUCGGAGUGAAGGCCGAGCACUUUGAGCAUUCAUGGGGCCAGAACUCAGUCAUCGCAACGAUUCCAGGUAAAUCGAACGCGACGAUUGUCAUCGGUGCGCACCAAGACUCGAUCAACCUCUGGCUCCCGUCGGUCCUUCCGGCGCCCGGUGCCGACGACGACGGAAGCGGCACCGUCACAAUCCUCGAGGCUUUCCGCGUUCUGCUGUCAUCGGAAUCCGUUGUCAACGGCAAUGUCCCGAAUACUAUCGAGUUCCAUUGGUACAGCGCUGAGGAAGGUGGCCUGCUUGGAAGCCAAGCCAUAUUCUCGGACUACGAGAAGAAGGGCCGCGAUGUCAAGGCCAUGCUACAGCAGGACAUGACAGGAUACGUGCAAGGCACGCUCGACGCCGGAAACCCGGAGAGCGUCGGCGUGAUCACCGACUUCGUCGACCCCGCCCUGACGGCUUUCAUCAAGAAGGUCAUCGAAGAAUACUGCGAGAUUCCCUGGGUCGAGACCAAGUGUGGCUAUGCCUGCUCAGAUCACGCGUCGGCUUCCAAGGCCGGCUACCCCUCCGCCUUCGUGAUCGAGUCGACCUUUGACGAGUCGGACCAGCUCAUCCACAGCACCUCAGACCUGAUCAAGUACCUGUCCUUCGACCACAUGCUUCAGCACGCUCGCAUGACUCUGUCGCUGGUCUACGAGCUCGGCUUCGCCGACUUCAAGGAGCUGGAGAGCGAGAACGCAGUCGGAGAGCUGUAG